AGUGACGGUCACUGCCUUCCUGAUUCGAUCAAUGAAAGUGCCUGUACCAGAACGUCUAGGUUACACGACCACCCCCAUUUUGGCCUAUGACCAACUAAAUGAUCUCCGGCCGCUAUUUUUUUUCUAAUUCUUCGCACCUAAAGGGUUGAUAUAAAUGUACCAAAACGUCGUAUCAGUUUGAAAUUGUUAACAGAGAAGACACCGAUUAAAAAGGAAAGAAACGAGGGGUUUUUCAUUAAUUUUUCAUUUAAAGAAUAUUAGAAUCAAUCGAUUACAAUACCAUGCCUCCAUUAUCGAUCAGACUGUCGCCACUGUUCACCUAUAAAUGGCGGGGCAGGGUCUAUCAGACCCCAGAUAUUUUUAUAUCUUUUAAUAAUUUGUUUUUAAAUAAAGAGGUAGGUGUGACUCACGAUAGUACCUUUUUUUCGUUUCUUAAUUUCUGAAUAUUUCUUUAGAGGUUUGUGCGAAUAAAUAAAAUUAAGGAUAUUUGAUUCGUGCGGAAAAUGUACCGAAAGAAUGUAAAUGUUGAUGACAUAAAUAGAAAUGUGAAUGAUUCAUAAACGAUAAAUAAAGUAAAAUGCGCAUCAGAAUCGUUAUUCUACUCGUUCGUUUUACGUCGAUAACAAUGAGUAAUAUCUAUUCAAAGAAUAAUACGUCAUAUUAUUCUGCUUCCAAGAAUUUUACAUUUAUUUUAUUACAGCCUCGAGAUAAAUAUCUUGUCGGUUAUAUAUAACAAGUCACUCAAAAACAGAGUUUCAAAAUAUUCUAAUUAUGGAACAAUACGUGUAGGCGCAUAAGUUGUAAAGAGCAGGUGUUAGAUAAGCAGGCAAACGUUGCAUUAUAAUGCAGAAAAUAUUGUCUAACUGUAACUGUAAACCUUCAGAGAACUCUGUCUUGUAAUAUUGAUUAAGCUUUUAUUUUUACCACAUUAUUUGAAAGAUCACAUUUAUAUUGUGUCUACGCAACAGGGUUGCUUAAAAUAAAAAUGAUGAUUUAAAAGGGGGAAUGUCGAGAAUUUCUUUUUAUAUUUAGUAGUACCCAAAUCAGGAUAAAAUAAUGUACAAUAAAUUAAAAAGAAAAAUUAAAACAUUUCAUAUUACAUAGUAAUUGAAAGAAUACCUCCUUUCUUUAUAAGAAAAUUGCAAAAAUGAAUGCAAUAAGGAUUGUUCGACAUAAAAAUAGAAAUUUCAUGGCAAAAAUGAUUUCGCUGUCAUAGGAAUGAAGAGAAAAGGAAAAAGGUUUUGCACGCAGGUUCGAAUGGAAGGUAGGUGGGUACACAUGGUCCACCUGCAGAGGAGAGCCAACACCUGUCACGCACACUAGCCAGGGCGAAUGCUUUACGGCGAACAAGUAGAUUCAAAGUGGGGGUCUAUCAGGCUUUUCACUACCCCUUAGUACUAGUUUCAUUCGAACGAUCAUGCGGUUUAGAUGUUUUUAUUCCACAUGUCAGUGAAUAUGAGCAAACGUGAUGUAAAUAAAUCGCAAUAGUGUUAAUCUUCCGAUGCUUUUACUAAAUUUUCAAAGGUGUGUUUGAACGAUUUCGUGUAAGGUUCUUAGCACGCGGUCGAUAUUUAUGCGAUGAAACAUGGUCAAAAUGAAAGCGGAAACGAUCGACAGUGAUACACAAAUUGAUUGUGAUAGCAAAGAGAAUAUGCAUAGUGAGGAUUACGGUGUCGAAGCGGAAUUAACGAGCCUUACGUGGUUACAAUCGCUCGACAUUACAAGUGCCUCUAGUUUGCCAACGCCACCCUGUUCUCCAUCUCCUCCGCCAGUUACGCGACAACCGAAAAAGAAACUUUCACCGUUAAUCAAAGCUGAAUUAGAUCUCGCUGCGAAUGCUGAAAAGUACCGAACCGACCCCGAUGCAAAACCACCCUUCUCCUACGCCACGAUUAUCUGUUUAGCAAUGCGAGCAAAUAACAAUAAAGUGUCCCUUUCGAACAUAUACGCGUGGAUCCGAGAGAAUUUCUUAUUUUACAAGUACGCCGAUCCAGCCUGGCAGAAUUCAAUUCGGCACAAUUUGUCAUUGAACAAGUGUUUCGUGAAAUUACCACGAUCGAAGGACGAGCCAGGCAAGGGUGGCUUCUGGAAGCUGGACCUGGAGAGGAUGGAAGAGGGCAGGAAGUCGAAACGUCGCGCAACGAUGUCCCAGCGGAUCCGUGGCUCGAAGAACUUCGCUCCAGCUAAAACAACGGUAACGAAUAGUACGCAAAGCAAUGGUGCAUCCUCGGUCAACAGUUUGUCAACGUUGUACGAGACACCUCCGAGUAGCGUGUCCCCUCCGAUUCCGGACUGUCUCUCGGAGAUACCGGAGUCCACCCAAGUCAGUUUGAGCGAAGAUGAUUUAACUGGUUUAUUAAUAGCCACCGCGGGGUGGGACGAGAAUCAAUUAGAUCUCUUAGAUUCCCUUCUGGAUACUCUUUAA
Molecule: messenger RNA, 2425 nt
Organism: Osmia bicornis bicornis
Lineage: Eukaryota; Metazoa; Arthropoda; Insecta; Hymenoptera; Megachilidae
Product: forkhead box protein J1-B-like
Exons: 4
Coding region: 1586-2425 (279 amino acids)
Biological process (GO): regulation of transcription by RNA polymerase II
Molecular function (GO): DNA-binding transcription factor activity, RNA polymerase II-specific; RNA polymerase II cis-regulatory region sequence-specific DNA binding
Source: RefSeq, a predicted model, not a curated record